CGAACGUUAUAACGGAAAGUUUAAUAAUAUUUUCGAAUCUUGUAUCCUUGAGAUAUUCUACAUAAAUUUUCGGCAGCUUUAUCGUGAGUUGAAACAAUCCAAGUGGCCACAAAUGUCGACAGUCUGUGUUGUGAUUACGAAUUGAUAACACGUGCUUUUGAGAAGAUAACGGUUUAGUGUUUCAAUAAUCGUUUUUAUAAUUGCUUUCGUAAUACGAAUGAUAACAAAGUGUUUUAAAAAAUUUAAUAAAUCAAACAAAUUGAAAGAGUUUUGAAGUAAAAUUGUUUUUAAAACAAAACAAAAUAUAAGUGAAAAAGUGGAUCUAGGAUAAUUUUGUAUGACUUAUAAAAGGUUCAGUUUGAUGAAUAAACAUUUUUCACCUGUAUCAUAAUGCUUUAAUAUACCAACCCCUGGAAGGCUCAUCUAACUUAUUUAUACAAACUAUUUAAAAACAACAGCAAAAAACUCAUACAUGAUUACAACACCAACAUCUAUGUCCAUUGAACUUUUUUAAAGAUGAUAAACAACAAUUUGGGAUAUGAAAAGAACAGCAACGAUAACCAUAACAUUAAUCGUUUCAAUGUCAGCGGAAUGGGUGUUGGAUUGGGCGGUGGGAGUGGGCGCAGCAUGAGGGUGGAUUUGAAUUCAAUUACAGACAAUGCAACAACAACAACUACCACGACAUCAUCUCCUGGGGCUCGCAGACGACCCAUUCAUCUCUUCACACAAGCCCACCAAAAUUUAAACUGCAAUGAUAACGAGAAAGUUGUACAGACUCCUAGCUCAGACGAGGAUAAUUCACCAACAGAGUUGAAUAACUGCAAGCGAUUGGGGGACAAACCGCCUUUGGUCAAACGCCUAACAAUGGGCCUCCUUAGAUCUCACGAAGAAAGCCGUCCACUAGUCAAUAACAGUUCAACAACAUCAACCCUCAAAUCCAAGACAAGUACUCAAAUGCUAUCGAAUGGCUAUAUCAACGAUGAAGCAUUUGAGCCAGAAAAGUUUAUAUCGAGUAAAUUUGGGGAUUCAUGUCGACAAUCUCUAACAGCGAUACCAAUGAUGGAUGCAUUGAAUUUAAAUGACAACAGUGAGUUUACACUGAAGAAGAGAUAUCUGCGUGAAACAAGCAGUGCAAAUUCAAGUCCAAAAAUAUUCCCUCAGCGAAUGAGAUUAAAUUCCUACCAUCACAGCAAUCAUCAAUCCGAAGUGACAGCUGAAGAAAUUGAGCUGAAAGAUGCUCCUUGGUUUCAAGCUGGCAUAUCAAGAGAUAUAGCUUUGGAGAUUCUCUCGAGUGAGAGUCCGGGUGCCUUUUUAGUUCGAAAAAGUAGUUCGAAGCCUGGAUGUUAUGCAUUGACGUUGCGUGUUCCAUCACCGCCUGGACCCAAAACUGCCAACUACAUUAUUCUUCGAUCGGCAAGGGGAUACAAAAUUAAAGGUUUUCGAAAAGAAUUCACCUCCCUUAGAGCACUCAUCACACAUCACUCGGUUAUGCCAGAACUCUUACCAGUUCCUUUAGCUAUGCCACGACCUACAAACAUGACAUCGUCUCGACGAAAUCUUGACGACUUUGACACAUACGAUUCCUUGCAAAUGCUUCUGAAGUACCUUCGUGCGAAAAACAUGGAGAACGAAUGAAGGCAACUUAUGGUGAAGUGCACCAGGUCCAAACGAAAGGAUACGCACUUAAACACUCACAUCAGCUAGGCUAAAAGGCUCAAACUGCCGACGUCGAGGCCGUCGCCAUCGCCAUCGCCGCUACCACCAGCCGCCCUCUGCAGCUGUGUCGCCGCAACAAAUUGCACAUCACUAUGCACUAUACUGCCACAUCACGCCGCGAAAAUGGCUUCAGAUUCAAAAAAGACACACAGAUCAAAGCCCAAAUGCGAGAGAACUCAGGACAUACUACAAAAAUGUUACCUCAAUUACGAAAAGGAACUCAAUUUCAGAUU
This is a messenger RNA of Eupeodes corollae, 1949 nucleotides long. It is a transcript of the gene PVRAP, whose product is annotated as EGFR adapter protein. Bases 517 to 1635 code for a protein of 372 amino acids. The transcript is spliced from 7 exons. Lineage: Eukaryota; Metazoa; Arthropoda; Insecta; Diptera; Syrphidae. The record is from RefSeq and is a predicted model, not a curated record.